AUGAGCGGAAAUCCAACGUCCCGGCGCCGCGGCCCGGAGACCCGACACGGAUCGCUGUCCACCGCGACGCUGUUGUGCCUGUCGACCGUGGUGACCAUCAUGAUGGUGGGACCAGGUAAGCGUUUAUAACGACACCAUAUUAUACCGAGUACCGUUCGAUAAGAUCGGGAGAGAAAUGGGGGCGGGGGGUGGGCGACCGGAAUAGCGGACGUUUCGCAGGCAGGUAAGUAUUCGGAAAACGGGGAAUUUAAUCUUAAAAUAUUUGCCAGAGAAACUUUUACGGUAGUAUCUGUAAAUAGUAUACAUUACUAAAUAGAUUUAAGGAGGUGACGGUUCGAGCGUACGUCGGUACGGUUCGUUCGCGGCGUUUCUGCGACAAAAAUAUUUCGAAGAUUCGUACGAUCCGACGGAUUUCGGAAAACCUCGGGCCCGCGACUCUGGUUCUUCGGCGACGCGAAACGUAUACGAAACAGACGAAAAGGCGUCGCCCCGAGGAAAAAAAUAG
Messenger RNA from Cinara cedri, 505 nucleotides. Lineage: Eukaryota; Metazoa; Arthropoda; Insecta; Hemiptera; Aphididae. The record is from the annotation of a GenBank genome assembly.